GUUAUUGUAAUAAGCGAUUCAAGAUUUUGUCGGUAAGAGUUUGUUUAUACAUUAUGGUUUGUGGUAAGACCGGUCCUGCCUGCCACGUGUGCAGCAUUGACUUUUCCCGCGCGUAGUGGUCGCCAAGUAAACAGGGGGAUAACAAACUGAGAGAGAGCUCUUUCUUACAAGUUAGUUAGGUUUUCGUGUAAUAGAUCUCUAGAGAGAGAGAGAGAUCCCAAAAGAAUCAAAUCUGAGAGGAUGCCGUACUACACCAACAACGAGGACGACGUGGACGACUUCAACGACUACGAUCCGACGCCGUACAGCGGAGGCUAUGACAUCACCGUCACCUACGGCCGCUCUCUCCCUCCUUCCGACGAGACUUGCUACCCUCUCUCCUCUCGCUCCGGCGACGCCUUCGAGUACCAGCGACCCGUGUUUUCUUCCACCCACGACGAGCCCGCUGCUUACGGCGACCAGGCUGUCAGCACCGAGUACAGUAGCUACGCCCGGCCCAAGACCCGACCCGAAGGCGGGAAGAGACCUGAGUACGGUACUGGAUCUGGAUCUGAGUUUGGCCGGAAACCUGAUUCCGGACACGGCGGAAGGACGGAGGUGGAGUACGGACGGAGGCCUGAAUCUGGUGGUUAUGGCGGAGGAAGGACGGAGGUUGAGUAUGGCCGGAAACCUGAAUCGGAGCACGGAUCUGGCUAUGGCCGUCGCAAGGAUGAGGAUGAUGAUAAGAAAGAGAGCCACGACCACAAAAAAUAUAGUGGCAAGGACUCUGAUGCUGAUGAGAUGCCCAAGAUGAAGGAGAAGGAGAAGAAGAAGGAUAAGGAUAAGAAGAAAGAUGGGUAUAACUCUGGCGAUGAUGAGAAGAAGAAGAACAAGAACAAGGACAAGGACCAUCAUGAUGAUUAUGACGAGAAAAAGAAGAACAAAAACAAGGACCAUGACUAUGAUGAGAAAAAGAAGAAGAAGGACUAUCAUCAUGGUAGUGAUGAUGACAAGAAGAAGAAAAAGGACUAUCAUCAUGGUAGUGGUGAGGACAAGAAGAAUAAGAAGAAGGAUCAUUAUGGUAGUGAUGAGGAUAAGAAGAAGAAUAAGAAGGAUAAGCAUCACAAGGGACACCGUGAAUACGAUGACUAGAAAACCCCUUCUUUCCUACAUAAGGCAUUGUGCAUCGCAACUGCCAAGCUUUUAAGUCACUAGUUAAUGUAACCCCACGCUCACUUUUCUCUAAGCUUUAUGUCAAUUGUUGUUUUGCUUUCCCAUUUGUGUUAUCUUCUAUAAGACAUUAACAUAUGCAGUAUGACCUUUCUAGUGAUGUAUUUUGGUUUAAAAUUGAACCAGUCUGUUUGUUACAUUCCCA
Raphanus sativus (radish) is the source of this 1354-nucleotide messenger RNA. RefSeq lists its product as uncharacterized. NCBI's taxonomy places the organism in Eukaryota, Viridiplantae, Streptophyta, Magnoliopsida, Brassicales, Brassicaceae. The coding region runs from base 241 to 1131 and encodes 296 amino acids. Gene Ontology annotation, molecular function: phosphatidic acid binding. The record is from RefSeq and is a predicted model, not a curated record. The transcript has 2 exons.